UAUUUUUUUGAAAAAAAUUGCGUUUGAUUAAUUUGUUAAAUCUACAUAUUUAUGAAUGAAUGAAAAAUGAGUCGAACAUUUGAAGAAGAAUUAGAAUUUCUGGUAAGAAAUGAUUCCAAUAGUUGGACUAUUAAAAAAGGAUUUGUUCCUGGUAUGAGAGUGGAAGGUGUUUUCUAUGUCAAUGAUCAUCUGGAAAAACUUAUGUUUGAAGAAUUACGAACAUCAUGUAGUGUUGGUGGUUUUGGUGGAUUUUUACCUGGUGUUAAACAAAUUGCCAAUGUUGCUUCAUUACCCGGUAUUAUUGGUAAAUCGAUUGGUUUGCCUGACAUACAUUCGGGUUAUGGUUUUGCUAUCGGUAAUAUGGCUGCAUUCGAUAUGAAUGAUCCUGAAGCUAUUGUAUCACCUGGUGGUGUUGGUUUCGAUAUUAAUUGUGGUGUUCGAUUAUUACGUACGAAUUUAUUUGAAAAAGAUGUACAACCUGUUAAAGAAGAAUUAGCACAAUCAUUAUUCGAUCAUAUACCGGUUGGUGUUGGUUCAAAAGGUAUUAUACCAAUGAAUGCAAAAGAUUUGGAAGAAGCAUUAGAAAUGGGUGUUGAUUGGUCAUUACGUGAAGGUUAUGCAUGGGCUGAAGAUAAAGAACAUUGUGAAGAAUAUGGCCGUAUGUUGAAUGCUGAUCCAAGUAAAGUAUCGAUGAAAGCAAAAAAACGUGGUUUACCACAACUUGGUACAUUAGGUGCCGGUAAUCAUUAUGCUGAAAUUCAAGUUGUUGAUGAAAUUUUUGAUAAAUAUAAUGCCGGUAAAAUGGGUAUCGAAUCAAUCGGGCAGAUUUGUAUAAUGAUUCAUAGUGGUAGUCGUGGUUUUGGUCAUCAAGUUGCAACCGAUGCAUUAUUGGAAAUGGAAAAAGCAAUGAAACGUGAUAAAAUUCAGGUGAAUGAUAGACAAUUAGCUUGUGCCCGAAUAAAUUCUAUCGAAGGACAAAAUUAUCUAAAAGCAAUGGCUGCCGCUGCUAAUUUUGCUUGGGUUAAUCGUAGUAGUAUGACAUUUCUAACACGACAAGCAUUUGCAAAAACAUUUCAUUCAACACCGGAUGAUUUAGAUAUGCAUCUUAUAUAUGAUGUAUCACAUAAUAUUGCUAAAGUUGAACAACAUUUAAUCGAUGAUAAACCAAAAACAUUACUUGUUCAUCGUAAAGGUUCAACAAGAGCAUUUCCACCACAUCAUCCAUUGAUUCCGGUUGAUUAUCAGAUCACUGGACAACCUGUAUUAAUUGGUGGUACAAUGGGAACAUGUAGCUAUGUAUUAACCGGUACGGAAACUGGUAUGCAUGAAACAUUCGGUACAACAUGUCAUGGUGCUGGUCGUGCAUUAUCACGUGCAAAAUCACGUCGUAAUCUUGAUUAUCAAGUUGUAUUAGAUGAUUUAGCUGCAAAAGGUAUAUCGAUACGUGUUGCAUCACCAAAAUUGGUAAUGGAAGAAGCACCUGAAUCAUAUAAAAAUGUAACCGAUGUUGUUGAUACUUGUCAUGCGGCUGGUAUUAGUAAAAAAUGUAUCAAAUUACGACCAAUUGCUGUUAUAAAAGGAUAAAUUUUUUUUUCUUCUAAUUAAUUAUUUUUGUUUAUUAUUAAUUUCAAUUUUUAUUUAUAAUCAUCAUCAUCAUUAUAAUUCUGGAGAAAAACAAAUAAAAAUUGAAUACAAAUA
Messenger RNA from Dermatophagoides pteronyssinus (European house dust mite), 1698 nucleotides. RefSeq names its product RtcB RNA ligase (gene RtcB). NCBI's taxonomy places the organism in Eukaryota, Metazoa, Arthropoda, Arachnida, Sarcoptiformes, Pyroglyphidae. Gene Ontology annotation, biological process: tRNA splicing, via endonucleolytic cleavage and ligation. The record is from RefSeq and is a predicted model, not a curated record. Gene Ontology annotation, cellular component: tRNA-splicing ligase complex; nucleus. Gene Ontology annotation, molecular function: RNA ligase (ATP) activity; RNA ligase (GTP) activity.